Molecule: messenger RNA, 3914 nt
Organism: Rubroshorea leprosula
Lineage: Eukaryota; Viridiplantae; Streptophyta; Magnoliopsida; Malvales; Dipterocarpaceae
Source: the annotation of a GenBank genome assembly
GUCUCUUGUUUUUUUUUUUUCUCUCUCUAGAAUCUCAGAGCUGCCAUAACCCAUUUGACGAAACCUCUGUUCUUCGUUCUAGCAAUUGGUGUUGAAGGAGUGUGGAGAAAGGAGUUUUGGGGUGGGAGAUGGCUGCAGUUGCUAGUGAUGAGGUUGGAGGGGAAAGGUUUUCAAGUGGGCAGCGUUGCCAAUCAGUGGAAGCAUUGGCUGAAUGGCGGUCAUCUGAACAGCCGGAAAAUGGAAUCCCAUCGACUUCGCCCCCUUACUGGGACACUGAUGAUGACGAUGAUGAUGGUGGGCCCAAACCUUCUGAAUUAUUUGGAAAGUAUACAUGGAAGAUAGAGAAAUUUUCACAGAUUAACAAAAGAGAACUUCGUAGUAAUGCAUUUGAGGUUGGCGGCUACAAAUGGUACAUUUUAAUUUAUCCCCAAGGUUGUGAGGUUUGCAAUCAUCUAUCAUUGUUUCUUUGUGUUGCUAACCAUGACAAACUUCUUCCAGGUUGGAGUCAUUUUGCACAGUUUACAAUAGCUGUGGUUAAUAAGGAUCCAAAGAAAUCAAAACAUUCAGAUACUUUACAUCGGUUCUGUAAGAAAGAGCAUGAUUGGGGAUGGAAAAAGUUCAUGGAGUUAUCAAAAGUGUUUGAAGGGUUUAUAGAUUCUGAUAAUCUAAUUAUAAAAGCUCAAGUUCAGGUCAUCAGGGAGAGAGCAGAUCGCCCUUUUCGUUGCCUUGAUUGUCAGUAUAGGAGAGAACUUGUUAGGGUAUAUUUGACAAAUGUGGAGACAGUUUGUCGGCGAUUUAUGGAAGAGGAACGAGGCAAGCUAGGCAGAUUAUUAGAGGACAAGGCUAGGUGGCCAAGCAUCUGUGCUUUCUGGUUGGGAAUUGAUCAAAGUGCCAGGCGCCAUAUGUCCAGGGAGAAAGCAGACAUGAUUCUGAAAGUAGUUGUAAAGCACUUUUUUAUAGAGAAGGAAGUAACAUCUACUUUGGUAAUGGAUUCACUUUAUAGUGGGUUGAAGGCUCUUGAAGGGCAGAGUGAGUGCAGGAAAGGCAACUCAAAAUCAUUAGAAACGGAAGAAAUGCCAGCUCCCAUCAUUUGUGUGGAGAACGAUAUGUUUGUCUUGGUGGAUGAUGUGCUGCGACUUUUAGAGAGGGCUGCCUUGGAACCAUUACCUCCAAAAGAGGAGAAGGGUCCUCAAAACCGCACAAAGGAUGGGAACUCUGGGGAGGAUUUCAACAAGGAUUCUAUUGAGCGUGAUGAAAGACGUCUUACAGAAUUGGGUCGCAGGACAGUGGAAAUAUUUGUCCUUGUGCAUAUUUUCAGCAACAAGAUAGAAGUUGCUUAUCAGGAAGCUGUUGCUUUGAAGAGGCAAGAAGAGCUCAUCCGUGAAGAAGAAGCUGCAUGGCUGGCUGAAAGUGAACAGAAGGCUAAACGUGGAGCAUCUGAAAGGGAGAAAAAAUCAAAGAAAAAACAGGCCAAACAAAAACGGAAUAAUCGUAAGGGCAAGGAUAAAGGGAGGGAGGAGAAGUCUUGUGUGGCAAUAAUGGAUAAGCAUGAAGAAGAAAGCCCCGGUGAUGAAAAGGAAUCAGCCAUUGAAGAGAUGCAUCCUUUACCCGAAAAGGCUGAUGUCCUGGACGAUGUUUCUGAUGUCUCAGAUUCAGUGGAUGGUGGUGUUACUGAAGUACUUCAGCCUGACUCCGAAGACAGAGAUGCCAGUCCUGUUAAUUGGGAUACUGACACAUCUGAAGUUCAUCCCCCCACAGAAGCCAGUAGCAGUGGAAUAAGUGGAAUCUGUGUGCAAAAUGGUAUAGCUGAUAAAAGGAGUCCAUCUGUUGCUGAUGAUAGUUCCUCAACUUGUUCUACAGACUCGGUGCUAUCUGUAGUAAUGAAUGGACCUCAUAAGGGCAACUUUUCUAACUACCAUAAUCAAGAUUCACCCAUCAGAGGGAAGAACCAGCGAGGCAGAGCUACUUUUGAUGGAAGUAGUUGGACUAUCGAGACUGAUAAUCAACCUUCUGGGCGUGCUCUGGAGGCAGGGGACCUUAAUGAUGCAUCUGAAAGUCGUAAGGCUGGUGAAUCUGAGUCUGAGGCUGUUGUGUCUUCUUUGCAGGGUCAGACAAAGUGGCUAGAGCAGCACGUGGUUAAGAAGGAAGAAGUUGUUUCUCCUCAAAAGACAGUGACCCAUAGAGUCCAAGUUGAUCUGGAAAGACCAAAAGAGAAGACAACAGCUAUGUCUUCCUCUCCCAGGAGCCCUCCCAGAUGUCUGUUGCCUACUGUUCAGUUUAAGUCAGAGCAGAAGAGUGCUGUUACUGUGACUCCUGUGCCGGUUAGGAAGGCCUAUUCAAACGGCUUACAACAUACUGAUCAAGCUGUACCAUUUAGUAGUACUUCAUCCCAAAUGAUUUGUACAUCAAAAUCUGAUACACAGAAGGCUCCAAGUCCAAAACCAACUGAAAAAGCUCUGACUCACUGGCCUGUAAUGUCAAGGCCCUCUAGUGCUCCUCUGAUACCUGGUCCUAGGCCAACAGCUCCUGCUGUUUCUGUAGUGCAAACGGCUCCAUUGCUUGCUCGUUCAGUCAGUGCAGCUGGUCGGCUAGGACCUGACCCCUCACCUGCUACCCAUAGUUAUGUUCCUCAGUCCUAUAGAAAUGCUAUAGUUGGGAACCAUGUUGGUUCUAGUUCAGCCAGUUUCACUCACCCUAACUCCCCAAGUGCGGGAGUAAAUCCAUCACCAGCAUACGUGCAGCCAGCUUCCUUGGUCUCUGCACCAGUAUUUAUGCCCCAGAGCUCUGAGAGGAUAAACCCCAAUUCUGUCCAAUCUGGCUUUCCCUAUGGCAUGGUGACACGGGAUGCCUUGCAGAAUGGACCUCAAUGGAUGGAGAGUUCUCAGGCCAGCAGAAGUAUGCGCUGUGAUCCUUCCCCAUUACAUACCGGCAUUCAAAAUCUUGACUUAUGCCAACCUGUGCAGAGUGGAUCCCUAGAACAGACAUCCACCGAGUUUCCAGCUUGCAAAUCUGGACGUCAGACCCAGGGUGUAGUGGCAGAUGAGUUCCCACACCUUGAUAUCAUCAAUGACUUACUCGAUGAGGAACAUGGUAUUGGGAAAGUGAAUGGGGAAGGAACAGUCUUGCAAUAUCCUAGCAAUGGCUCACAUCCUUUGAAUGGACACUUUAGUUUUUCAUCUGAAAUGAGCAUGUCAAGUGAGAUGGGGUCUUCAAGUGGCUCGUGCAGGUUUGAGAGGGCACAGAGUUACCGUGAUGAUGGAUUGCAACGGAGUUAUGGCUCUAUGGGUCAGUUUGAUGCACCAAGGGAGUUCAUUCCCCAAGCUAGUCCGCUACCAUAUGCAAGCGGUCAAAUUGAUGGAUUGAUCCCAGCCCAGUGGCAAAUAGCUGGCUCUGAUCUGUCAUUACUCGGCAUGAGGAACUCAGAGAACGACGGUUACCCAUAUUUUAGCACAGAUCACUCAAAUUUGACAUGCAGCGUCAACGGUUAUACAGUAUUCCGACCAUCAAAUGGACAUUGACGGAGUUUCCCUGCAAAUUAGAGGGUUGCUUUAUCCGUUGUAAUAAUAUGUUGGAGAAAAUUGUUGGGUCAUUAGCUUUGGAGUGAGUUUGUAAUCUUUUCCAUAAGAAAACAUAGUAAAGAGUGUUUCUGCCUUCGCAUCCAGCAUCAUUCAGUGUCAGCAGUACGGACCCAUGAAAUCUCAUACCCAUAUGGACCGCUAGGCGCUAGCUGAGGUGGGAGAAGAAAAAUAAAAAAAAUUCAAGACUGCUUUUUCAAAAGAGAUGAAUAUGAUGGGAUUCGAGUCCAGAAAAACCUCUUCUCUUCCCUUCUGUUCCAUUCAAUUUUUCUGAAAAUUAUACACUAGUCAACAGUCAAUCUUUCUAAGUUGAAAUUUUAAUAAAUAUUUUCCGUGUUU